Messenger RNA from Scleropages formosus (Asian bonytongue), 2425 nucleotides. Its product is annotated as ice nucleation protein-like. The record is from RefSeq and is a predicted model, not a curated record. NCBI's taxonomy places the organism in Eukaryota, Metazoa, Chordata, Actinopteri, Osteoglossiformes, Osteoglossidae. The transcript is spliced from 5 exons. Bases 83 to 2344 code for a protein of 753 amino acids.
GGGGUGAAGAGCUCCAUGUAAGCUCUUUUGUAUAGGCAAGGUUGCUGUAGUAGCUUUUACUGGGUUGGUCUAGAUUUGCACAAUGGCUCUUGACCUUUACUUAAGAGUGCUUUGCUUGUCAGUGAGUAUAGCCUGUAUAAAAGCCCAUGAAGGUCAUGGCUUUGGUGCUCAACAGCAAUAUUAUCCAAAUGCUGUUGCCACUGGUGGCCGUUUCAGUUCAUCCCAGCUCAGCAGCUAUGAGCCUACCUCAAACAAGCCUAUUUCAGCCAUAUAUGAGUCUAGCCAGACCACAAACUCCCUCAGCAGUGCCAUCCCUGUUGCAGUCACACCAGCCUCCAGUAACCUCUGGGCAGGAUAUCAGAGGUUAGGCGGAGACCCCCUAGCUACCAACAAUGUAGCUUCAAGUAUCUUUAGCUCUCUCUCUGCUCCAAGUGAGAGAUUCAAGGAUGGCUUUGGUUCUGCCCAGCAUGUUAAUACCCGGAGCACGUGUCCUCCUAGGACAAGUGCUCAUACCAGGGCUGCUUUUGCUGCAGGCACUCCAAUCCCCCUUGGCUCUUCCCAGAGUGGUCAUGUUGCUGCUUACCCACUGGCAUAUGGACUGGGAGGGGGGACAGGUUCCCAUGGGGGUUCUGCUCAGGGUACUGGUGCUCUGCCCUACUACACCAUUCCAAGUAGCUAUAGCUCUGCUCCAGGUUUACCGCAUAUGAACUAUGGUUCUGGAUCCUUGCAUGAAAUGAACAGAUAUGCUUACACCCUUCUAGUGCCCUCUCAAGGCGUUGGUUCCCACACUAAUUCUGGUUCUGCUCAAACCCUAGAAUACCAUCCUUAUUCCAGUAUACCUCAGGUCAGCUAUGCUUCUACUCAAGGGCUGGACUCCCAGCAGUCAGUUGGCUCACCUGCCAGCUACAGUUAUCCCAUGGCUCUGGGAUCCCACACAAAUCUUGGCUUGGCUCAUGAAGCAGGAGCUCAACUCGCACCACCUUUUGUACGGGGUAGUUCUGUAUUGACCCAUGGCUUGAGUGCUCGAGGUUCCGACCCUAGUUGGAAAGCCUCUGGCUAUUUGCAAGGCCCGUAUACCCAGUUGGGCUCUGGGUCAACAUGGGUCCCCAGUGGCUUAGCACCACCUGCUGCUGCUUCCCAGGAGAGGUGUGGUUUUUCCUUGCCUACUGGCUACCGCACUAGGCAUGGCUUUCCGGGUAGUGACGGUACCACCCAGACCCUAGUUUCCCAACUAACAUCCUCCAACCGUCCAGCUGGCUAUAGUUAUUCCCCUGGCAUGAACUCCCAGGGUGUCAGUACAUCUGGCCAGGUCUUAAGCUUGCCGAGUGUCUCUCGAGCUCCAUGCAAUAUGGGCUGUGCACAAACUGGCUUUAGUGGACAAGGUACAAGUACCACAACCAGUCUUGGUGUGGGUCAGGCUUCUGGCUCUCAGAGCAACCCUGGUUACCAAAACCUAGUAUCUCAGGUUACUUCAGGUACACCUUAUGUUCCCCAUAUGCCUUUUCAGGGGACAGACUGGCCUUCCUUGCCAUAUCAAGUUGCUGUGAUGAGCUACGGUUCUGGUUCGCAUGUCACUCCUCAACCUAGCUAUGAGUCCACUCGGGACUUGCAUUAUUGGACUAGGAAUGCUUUUCCCCAGAGAUAUGGGAUGCAGGCAAUAUCUGCUCCUCUACAACAGGGCUCUGGAUCUAAACAAAUCCUGAGCCCUCUGGGUUAUGGUUUCAGUCAAAUGACUGACCCUGGUUAUGUGCAGGGAGUACAGUCUCAGUUUGGGUCUGCUCUGGUCAGUUCUGUGCCUAGCUCCCCUGGGAGGAAGAAUGAUGGUUGUAAUGUGGGGCAAGGCUCUCAGGCUAGGUAUGGUUCUACUUUGCCUUCUGUUGAUCACAGAAGUGGUGAUUCUCCAAGCACCUUUGGCUUGGUCAGUAGUCCCACUUUGCAAAAGACAAGAUCACAAAUGUCCUUUGGAAUCCCUCUGCCUGUGACCAAGCAGGGGUUGGUUGUCCAAGGCUUUCCUGAGUUGGCUGACACUUAUACUGCUGCACAUAGCUUAGGUUCCCACCGUACCACUGGAUCUAAUCAUGUCAGUGCUGGUGCUGCACACACCAGACCUCUGCAAGGCUCCAUGUCUACUGGCUCUGUCAGUUCGUCCCAGGAGGCUGGUAACCAUCUUGCCAUUGCACAGCAAAUGGCCUCACAUGGAAUCUCUAGCUCUGGCCAAGGUGUUGGUUCCCCUGCUCAAACAUCAGGUUUCCAGCUGAGGGCUGGAUCUGCACCAACUGGAUGGGCUUCUGGCAGUCAGUUCAGGAAAUACUGGCACAGAUUUCUUCCAGGACAAGGGCAAUGAAGCAUCUUAGGGUGUUGCAGUCAUUCAGCAUGACCUGUUGAGCUCUCUUGUGAACUUGAAAUAAACAUUACCUUUCCUACA